UAGAAGCAAGUUGAAUUGUAAAAGUCAGUCUCUGCGACUCUUCCUUCCUUCCUCCAUUGCUUGAGAGAUAGUUUUCUUCCUCUUCUUCUUCGAUGCCCAGUCGACGGAGGCAUAGCUACACAGGCGGAUCUUCACCUGCAACCGCAUCUUCAUCGUACAGCACCAGCACUCUUCCCGAUCGUUCCCCAGCUCCUUCCUCCACCACCGACAGACCACCACCAAACUCCCUCGCUCGCUGGAUCUCGGGGAUCUUCAUCAGCUGCUUCACUCCUCCUGAUUCCGUUUCCUCCAAGAGUUUCAACGACUCCGAACAUGACAUCCGUAGUAGACGGAGCUCAACGGGAAGUGUGCAGAGACAUUACUAUGGUAACGGCAAUGAAACGGAGAACCCGAAUCAAAGAUUCAGCUUCGAGGAAAUCUACGCGGCCACCAAGAACUUCUCCCCAUCCUUCAGGAUCGGACAAGGAGGUUUCGGCACUGUUUACAAGGUCAAACUCAGAGAUGGCUCCACCGUUGCUGUCAAACGUGCCAAAAAGAGUUUACACAAAGAGGACCGUCAGGGUGCAGAGUUCAUGAGUGAGAUUAAGACAUUGGCUCAAGUCACUCAUUUGAGUUUGGUCAAAUACUAUGGUUAUUUGGUGCACAAUGACGAGAAGCUUCUUGUUGUUGAGUAUGUCCCCAAUGGAAAUCUCAGAGAUCACUUGGAUUGUAAGGAAGGAAAGACUCUCGACAUGGCAACUCGGCUUGAUAUCGCUACUGAUGUUGCUCAUGCCAUUACCUAUCUUCACAUGUACACCCAGCCACCUAUCAUCCACAGAGACAUCAAAUCUUCAAACAUUCUCCUCACUGACAACUUCAGAGCCAAGGUUGCUGAUUUCGGUUUUGCCAGAUUAGCUCCAGAUAGUGAAUCAGGUGCCACUCAUGUCUCCACUCAAGUCAAAGGAACCGCUGGUUACUUAGACCCUGAAUACCUAACUACCUACCAGCUCACUGAGAAAAGCGACGUCUACUCCUUCGGUGUACUCCUCGUCGAGCUUCUCACUGGUCGCCGUCCCAUUGAGCUUCACAGAGAACAAAAGGAACGCAUCACCAUUAGAUGGGCCAUCAAGAAGUUCACGAGUGGAGAUACAAUAUCGGCUUUGGACCCAAAGCUGGAACGAAAUCCAGCUAACAACUUAGCACUAGAGAAGGUAUUGGAGAUGGCGUUUCAGUGUCUAGCUCCUCAUAGAGGUUCCAGACCAAGCAUGAAAAAUUGCAGUGAGAUUCUUUGGGGUAUCCGUAAAGAUUACAGAGAGCUCCUCAACACAAGUCUUUGAGAUUCUUCUCUAAACGCCUCUUUAUAAAGACAUAUUUGUUUCCCUAUCUCUAGCAACUACAUCUAUUUGUCACACACGAUGAUUCUUGUGCGAGAAAUAUUGAUUUGUAGUUUUU
Messenger RNA from Brassica oleracea var. oleracea, 1431 nucleotides. RefSeq names its product calmodulin-binding receptor-like cytoplasmic kinase 2. The coding region runs from base 93 to 1316 and encodes 407 amino acids. NCBI's taxonomy places the organism in Eukaryota, Viridiplantae, Streptophyta, Magnoliopsida, Brassicales, Brassicaceae. Gene Ontology annotation, molecular function: ATP binding; protein kinase activity. The transcript is spliced from 6 exons. Gene Ontology annotation, biological process: protein phosphorylation. The record is from RefSeq and is a predicted model, not a curated record.